Diachasma alloeum is the source of this 741-nucleotide messenger RNA. RefSeq lists its product as uncharacterized. The transcript is spliced from 3 exons. Lineage: Eukaryota; Metazoa; Arthropoda; Insecta; Hymenoptera; Braconidae. The coding region runs from base 100 to 741 and encodes 213 amino acids. The record is from RefSeq and is a predicted model, not a curated record.
UGGGCUACCAGCAGCUACCAGGCCACCGACAUCGGUUAACUGCAGUGAUAUAGUUUUCUCUUUAUGUGGGGUGUUUGAAGCAGUCGCAACGUCAGAACCAUGGGGGACACUGAAAAUUUUCCACAAGAACCCUGUGAAUUGCCAUCAACAGCAGAAGAAAUCUUCGUAUUCAGUGUCUUGAAUCCCUACCAUAUAAUAGUGGGUAGUGUAAAUAACAGAAACCAAAAACUAAACAAAAUAUCCCAUAAACUAACCGUAUUAGCUAAAGAAUAUUCGCAGAAUGUGCUAGAUCAUCCAAAAAAUGGAGCAUUGACUUUGGUUCAAGGACAAGUGGGAACAAAGGCAGAGCUCCCAGCCUGGUGGUGUCGUGGUAUAGUCGAAGGUUACACCGAAGUAACUUCGAAAUAUGAAAUAUUAUUACCAGAUCAUGGAGUUAAAGUUUCCCUCUCCCGAAAUGAGUUUAUUACCAUCCCAGUGAAUUCAAUGUCCGAGGAAUACCUCACUUACACCAUCGGUCUCUAUCACAUUGUACCUGGAGUCUUCAACUGUUAUGCUGUAGAGAACAACAAAAAGAAAUAUGAGAUGGUGAUUCAAAAAAAGUGGAGUCCAGAGGCUAUCAAGGUCACGAAGUGUUUGGUAGCUGGAGCUUCGAAGAUUUAUUUCGACCACAUUGCCGACUCUGGUGGUAAGAAAUGUGGAGAAAUAUAUACGAUAAUUGAUCAGGAAAGUGUAGGGUUCUGA